AUGUUAUGUAGGGAAGAACUUCCAUUAAUCUUACGCCGUUUCAACACCAUUCUCUACCCUUUCAUUACGCAGUUUAAUUGGGAAUUUUACCGAACCCUUCAACACAUGAAAGCCAUCAUCGUGGGCUCUUGUGCUCUAGACAUGAUGCUCGGAACGAGGAAUACACCACCAAGAGAUCUCAAUAUCGUGGUCCCGCACGGAUCUUUAACUCUGAUGGAAACGUUCAUUCAAAAUGUCCUAUCGUAUCACUCAAUCGCAGCUGUAUGUCAUCCUUCGUUGUCCCUUGUCGUACACGAUUUUCGCAAAUAUGGACGUCACAGAAAGAUCAUCACUGUUUCCAAACCUAAACAUCUUAUGCACCCACUGCACGUCGUUUUGAACAGCCCCUCGACAUCAGACAUGACGUUUAUCACUGCUGGCGGUGGAGUAUCAUUUUUUUCAGACUUGACCAGGGAAUAUCACACAUUAAAGACGAUGAGUGGAGAAGGUGUUCUGACGGGACAGAAGCUAGGAAGUAUUGGAAAGGAAAGAUUUGAUGUCCAUGUUGACACGUCCUUCCUCAACGGUCCUUGUCAUCAUUUGUGUCCUGCACUCUGGCGCCACUUGUCCAACCGCAAAGAAUAUGUUACCGUCGAUUGGGACCAGCGCUUUUCAGUGAAAUCCAUACUCUACGACAACGACAUUGAGUGGUGUCUCAAUGAUUACUGUUUCAAUCGAAAAUGUCUUUAUAAUGUCGAUGUCAUGAUCAACAACUGCGAUAUUCCGCCGAGGAUCAUGCCCUAUAGUCUGGAGAGCGUCAGACAACAGUCAAAGUUCAUCAAGAACCAUGAACCGAUGUAUGAAAGAAUGUUCAAAGGCCUGUUAUAUGCCACAGCAUGCACAGAACCUUUGAUCGUCGAUGUACCUCUUCAAGAUGGAGUAGAUCAGCUCGGUACCCUCGACGAGCUGGAAGUAAACUAUUGGGUACGUCAGCGUGACGUCAUGGUUUGCUCUGCAUCGAGGAAACAACACCGAAGAACAUUCGAUACUUUUCCAAACUCUUCGACUCAGCCGGACGACAUUUAUACAGUAUUCCUCGAACAGAACAAUGACUAUGUGGCACCUAAUGCUCUGCUGGAAGACAUAGCGCCCAACAUUGAGCCAGAGAGGGGGCUCGAAGGUAACAUAUUGGUAAUCAAACAACGCUGA
This is a messenger RNA of Suillus paluster, 1188 nucleotides long. RefSeq lists its product as uncharacterized. The transcript is spliced from 2 exons. The record is from RefSeq and is a predicted model, not a curated record. NCBI's taxonomy places the organism in Eukaryota, Fungi, Basidiomycota, Agaricomycetes, Boletales, Suillaceae. The coding region runs from base 1 to 1188 and encodes 395 amino acids.